CUGAAGAUGUCAAACGAGUGGGGAAACGACUGGAACACGGAUUCCUGGAACACUGGAUACUCACAACCUCAACAACCAUCAGCUCCACCCGCUGCUCCUGCUGCAGCACCUCAAGAUCAAUCAUAUGGUGGUGGUUAUUACUCUCAACAAAGUUCAAAUCAAGGCUUCGACGGGUAUGGACAGCAAAGUCCUACACAGAAUCAAUACGGAGGAUACGGGCAACAGCAGCAACAACAACAAAGUUAUGGGCAAAAUAAUGGUUUUGGAGGCUUCCAGCCACAGCAAUUAAUGUCGGAUCCUAUGUUAAAUGCAGCAAAACAAUUUGGAGGUCAAUUUGCAGAGCAACAAAAGGAGAAGCUCACGAAGUACCUUGGAACAUUCAAUUUGAAGUAUUAUUUUGCUGUCGAUAACGCAUACGUCGGAAAAAAGCUUGGAAUACUCUUCUUUCCAUUCUUUCAUAAAGAUUGGUCAUUGAAGUUUGCUGGAUCAGCAGACCCAGCUCCAGCAAGAGAAGACGUUAAUGCUCCUGACUUGUACAUUCCACUGAUGUCAUUCCUCACAUACAUUUUGGUUUCUGGAUUUGUGUUGGGAACACAAGGACGAUUUUCUCCUGAAAUUCUGGGCAUCCUUACCUCGAACGCAUUAAUUUGGGUAAUCCUGGAGAAUAUUGUAAUUUUCAUCUCGAAAUACAUACUCAAUAUUUCUCAAUCACUGUCAGUGUGGCACUCGUUGGCGUAUUCGACAUAUAAGUUCGCGCACAUGAUAGUCUGUCUGCUUCUGUUCAUGGUCGGUGACAAGACAUUCUACUAUGGAGCACUGGCGUAUAGUUCAUUGGCUCUCGUGAUAUUUUUGCUUCGAUCCGUCUCCCAUUUCAUGUUUGACUCAUCAGGUUCGUAUGGAUCAGAAGAAGGACGAAAACGGAAAUUGAUUCUUGUGGCGUUUGUAGUCAUAACUCAACCACUUAUUAUGUGGUGGCUUACAAGUGUCGCAAGUAACUACGAUUAUGACAAAUUCGGAUUGGCCCAGAUGGCACUUUCAAAAAUGACCGGUGGCUCUGGAUCGAAAGCGAAACAAUUUAUGACCAAUGAUGGCGAUAUCGAUUACGAAGCACUUUUGAAAAUGCCAAAAGAUGAUUUUGAAGGAAUGUAAUUUUUUGAGCACAAUAUGACAAUUUGCUGUUUUCUUUCAUGCUCCUCUUUUUUUCAUAUUUACUCGACUUCUGUGAAAUAAUUUGAGUGCCUUAUUCUUGUUCCCUUGUCUGAAAAUGUGCGUGAAUUUACAUUUAAUUUAUAUCCUUAUAAUUUAUUUACUUGAGGUUCAAUUUUUUCAACGAAUGAUUUUUCUUUCUUUGUUUUUUUUUUGAAUAUUACUCCACGACUAGAAUUAUAUUAAAGAUUGCAGUGAUUCAAA
This is a messenger RNA of Caenorhabditis elegans, 1410 nucleotides long. RefSeq names its product Protein YIF1 (gene yif-1). The record is from RefSeq and is marked reviewed. Lineage: Eukaryota; Metazoa; Nematoda; Chromadorea; Rhabditida; Rhabditidae. Gene Ontology annotation, cellular component: Golgi membrane; endoplasmic reticulum membrane; endoplasmic reticulum-Golgi intermediate compartment. Gene Ontology annotation, biological process: endoplasmic reticulum to Golgi vesicle-mediated transport. The coding region runs from base 7 to 1149 and encodes 380 amino acids. The transcript has 7 exons.